Messenger RNA from Penaeus chinensis, 2240 nucleotides. Its product is annotated as ionotropic receptor 21a-like. Lineage: Eukaryota; Metazoa; Arthropoda; Malacostraca; Decapoda; Penaeidae. Gene Ontology annotation, molecular function: ligand-gated monoatomic ion channel activity. The record is from RefSeq and is a predicted model, not a curated record. The coding region runs from base 1 to 2028 and encodes 675 amino acids. Gene Ontology annotation, cellular component: membrane. The transcript is spliced from 11 exons.
AUGUCAACACGCAGGCCCUGUAAACAACAAAGAUAUAUUAAUUAUAUCUCCCAUGCUGACCCCGCCAGGGCGCCGUUCGUAGGAGAAGCCGUAGUGGAUAUUCUAAGCUUAAAGGCACCGCCCGCGUGCUCGACCCUCCUCCUCUCAGAUGGCACCAGCUGGGCGGCUGUUAUUCUCCAGGUGGCACUGUUAAUGUGGUUGAUUCGGAAGCAGUGUGUGAUCUUUCGUUGUGAUGAAAUUUGGGUUGAUGAACUGGCCGGUUUCCUGUCCACUUGGGGCGUGGGAAUCUUCAGGGUGGCAGAUGGGGAGAGGGAUGCCAACGGGACAGAAGACCAGCUGUCACAGAUGGUUCCUUUAGCUCGUCAGAUUCGCCUCAGCUACCGGUGCACCAACGUCGUGGUGAUCAGCCGUGACCUGACCUUCCUGUACGCCUUCGCCAAGAGGUCACUCCAAGGCCGCCUGUUGGUGUGGUCGACGAAGCUCCUCCUGGUCACCCGCCAAGCUCUACAGGAGGUCCAGAAGCUCUUGGAAGCUCACUGGACUUUCGCCAUGAUGAACGCGGCGAUUCUGAAUCUUUGGGAAGACGAGGGCGGGGCCAGAUAUGACGUGUACCUCCACCUGCCUUACGGGGACGGGGAAAAGUCGCGCCGUGUGGCCAGCUGGACGGCCGGGCGGGGCGUCGCUGCCUUCGCCGGCCGCCGACUCUUCCCCGAAAAGUUCUUGGACUUCCACGGCGCCGAGGUCGGAGUGACUGCCUUGCCCUUCCUCCCCUUCUGGGACGUGUCGAAGGAGAAGGGCAAGGGCGGCGCUGAAGAGGAACGCUACACGGGUUCGGACUACAUGCUGCUCGAGACGCUGGCGGGGAAAAUGAACUUCACCAUCCGCGUGCUGCCGUCGUCGUCGUGGGCGGAGGCCACGAGACUCGUCGAGGAGCGGCUGGCCUUUUGCUCAUCCAUCUACCACAUCGUCUUCCCCGACCGCCAGGAACGCUACGAUUUCACCUACACCUACGAGUUGGCGCAGUUGUCCUUCAGUCUGGCCAAGCCCUUCCUCAGGCCCCGCUGGCAGAGUCUCUACUACCCGCUGACCGACGAGGUGUGGGCGGCAAUCCUCGCGGCGGUGGUGGUCGUCCCACUGGCGGCGUUCGUGAUCACCCGCCUCUGGCCCGUGGGAGAAGCGGAGGAGGAGAGCGGGGCAAGGGCGUGGCGAACGAGGCUGGGAAGGGUCGCUCAGGACUUCAUAGGGAUGCUCCUCGGGCAGUGUCCCCCUCAAGGGCUACCCAGGAGAACUUCAACUCGAGUCCUAGUUGGGACUUGGCUGCUCUUCUCCCUAGUGGUGGUCGCCGUCUACCGGGGGAAUCUGACGGCUUCGCUCAUGCUGCCCAAGUACCCGCCGAGGCCUGAGACGCUAGCUGACCUCCUCACCGCCGUGGAUGCAAUCGCCAUGCCGCCCUACGGAGAGGAUCACCGUCGUUUCUUCAAGGCUUCAGAUUCCAUUAUCUUCAAUAGGGCAGCGGAUCUCAUGGUGAUCGGGCCGUCGGUCAUGGAAGGACUGACUGGCGCUACGCAGAGGAAACAAGCCGUGAUGAGUGGGCGGCGCCACGUACAGCACACGAUAGCCGAGAGUUUCACGGACGCCAACGGGGAGACGAGGCUGUACCUGGGGCGAGAUAGCGUGUUCCCGGCGCCCUCUGGCUGGCCCAUACCUCACGACGCCCCUUAUAAACACGUCUUGGAUCGCAAUAUCAUGGCUGUACUUGAGGCCGGUCUUUACGAGAAAUGGGUCGAAAUAAUGAUCGACAGAGCACGCCGAGAGAGCAAGGAAAGACAACAGCGGCAACGGAACCAGCAGGAGAAACAGACGGAAGAAACGGCCGUGGCGGAGACUAACAGGAACAGCGAGAAGCCCCUCACUCUCGUUCACCUUCAGGGCCCUCUCAUACUCCUCCUCCUGGGCCUCAUUUUCAGCACCUUCACUUUCACUCUGGAGGUCAUAGUUGUCCUCUGGCUCUCCUCGAGGCAAGGGUGAAUUUAGUGCAUGGAUGGUUCUGGGGUCAAAUUUGCUACAUGGAUGGUUCUUGGGUCAAAUUUGGUACACAGAUGGUUCAUAGGUUAGAUUUGGCACAUAUAGUGUUCUUGGGUCAGAUUUGGUACAUGGAUAGUUCGUGGUUUAUUUUUUUAAUUUGGUACACAUGUGGCUCCAGGGUCAAAUUUGGUAUAUGGUUGAUGCUCGGGUCAUAU